AUGGUUUCAAAUUGUUUAUCUGCUCUUUUUCAAGAUCACGGUAGGAUGUGGUGGUCACGGAGAAUGAUCCGGACGCCGAAUAUUUAUGGCCAACUCGAUCGUCUGCUUCUCGGACAAGAGCGAGAUCUGACCUCGAUCCUCCGCAUUCGAACUGUCCAUGCCUCCAAGUGCCUGACCGAGAGGUUGAGGCCCGAUGUGGUGCCACUGAGGCCACAAAAACCGACCAAAAUGUGGGACGACCUCCGUCGGAAGCGAUCGAACGUCUUCGUUGAUUGGCGGCAAGUCGUGGUGACUGCCGGUAAUGGCGGAAAUGGAUCUUUGAGUCUGGCUAGCCUCUUCGCUAACGAGUUUGCCGGUCCCGACGGUGGUGAUGGCGGCAAUGGAGCCCAUGUCAUCUUUCGAGCUACACCGGGUUUUUCGUCCUUGGGCCAUUUACGAGGCAAAAUCGUCGGUCAAAAUGGAGGGAAUGGCGGAACUGAAAACUGCGCCGGGAAAAACGCGGAACCGCUCAUUGUUCCUGUUCCAGUGGGCACGAUAUUUCGUAACAUGGAACGAGAGAUCAUUUGCGAACUAGUACACGAGGGAUCCUCGUUUAUUGCAGCUAGGGGUGGAGCAGGAGGCAAGGGCAACACGUUUUUCAAGAGCUCCGUUCGUCAAACGCCCAAAGUGUGCGAAAUGGGCGGAGUGGGCGAAAAGUUUGCUUUUGAUGUUGAACUGCGCACGAUGGCUCACGUGGGUUUGAUUGGGUUCCCCAAUGCGGGUAAAUCGACCUUUCUACGGGCUAUUUCUCGUGCUCGGCCCAAAGUCGCCGCUUAUCCUUUCACUACCAUGAAUCCGUACGUGGGAAUGGUGAAGUAUGACGACUACGAGCAGAUCUCGGUGGCCGAUAUCCCCGGCAUCAUUCAAGACGCCCACAAAGAUAAGGGCCUCGGGAUCUCGUUUCUUCGCCACAUUGAGCGCUGUUUGUGCCUUCUUUACGUUAUUGAUCUCUCGGACACUAAUCCACUAGAACAAUUGAGCACCUUGAAAUUCGAGCUGGAGCAAUACGAGGCCGGGCUUUCGCGACGUCCUCACGCCAUUCUGGCCAAUAAAAUCGAUCACGAACGCGCUCAACCCAAUCUCGAGGAAUUCAUCCAUCACAUCAAAACCCAUGAAAACGUCCCGGUUUUCCCGAUCUCGAGCAAACUGGGAACCAAUUUGCGCACCGUUUUGGACUAUAUUAAAGUUAUGUACGAUCAACAUACUGAAAGCACGACACAACCCAAUCCAGACCGUGAUGCAAUACACAAGUGACCAGAAUAUCAU
Molecule: messenger RNA, 1305 nt
Organism: Tigriopus californicus
Lineage: Eukaryota; Metazoa; Arthropoda; Copepoda; Harpacticoida; Harpacticidae
Product: mitochondrial ribosome-associated GTPase 2-like
Exons: 4
Coding region: 1-1293 (430 amino acids)
Cellular component (GO): mitochondrion
Molecular function (GO): magnesium ion binding; GTP binding; GTPase activity
Source: RefSeq, a predicted model, not a curated record